This is a messenger RNA of Funneliformis caledonium, 1689 nucleotides long. The record is from the annotation of a GenBank genome assembly. Lineage: Eukaryota; Fungi; Glomeromycota; Glomeromycetes; Glomerales; Glomeraceae.
AUGUUGGAAGUGGAGAAAGAUAUUCGAGUUGUUCUCGCCAUCGACUUUGGGACGACCUAUUCGGGAUACGCGUAUGCACACGUUGAAAAUCCUACAGGAAUGAGUGUUGAAGACAAAUGGGAAGGAUAUGUAGGUCGCCUUAAAACCCCAACCGUUAUAAAGUAUACAGAUGAAACCUAUACUACUGUCGAUUCGUGGGGUUAUCCUGCAUUGGCUCGAAAACCAUCAAAAAGAGAUAAAAUAAACUCCGAAAAAUCAAAAGGAAAAGAAAAAGAAAAGCCAUCGUCAACAAAACCUGUUGAAUUGUUUAAGUUACAUUUAUCAAAAUCUUUUAAAGGAAACCUAUCUUUACCUGAUCAUUUGGAUUAUAGAAAAGUCAUAACAGAUUAUAUGAGAGAGUUAUGGAAAUCCGCUAAAAAAUCCUUGCAAACACAUUGGCAAAAUUUGAACUUUCACAGUCAAGUGUCGAUUAUCCUUACGGUUCCGGCGGAAUUUGUUGAUAAUGAAAUUUCAAUAGUACGCGAAUGCGCCUUUAAUGCAGGUUUGAUGAAGGAGAAAUUUAGUAAUAAUCUCCAAUUUACGACUGAACCCGAAGCCGCAGCAAUCCAUUGUUUGAAUUCGAUAGUAAAAGAAGAACAUAAUUUAGUGCCAGGAGAUUUGUUUAUGGUUGUUGACUGCGGCGGUGGCACAGUGGAUAUAACAACUCGUGAACUAUUGGAAGACAACAAAUUGGGAGAAGAAACGGUACGUGAAGGAGAUUUUUGCGGAUCAAGCUUCGUAGAUGAAGCAUUCCUUAGUUUUAUUGGUAACAUAACAGGAACACACGCAAUUGAUCAAAUGAAAAAAUAUCAUUAUGGUAUAUUACAAUAUAUGGUACAAGAAUUUAGAGCUGCAAAGUUUAUAUUUACAGGAGAAGAAACUGUAUUUGAACCUUACGGUUUCGAUUUGGAGGAUUUACGUGUCAUCAAGCAAUAUAUAGUAGGAGAAAAAAGAAAAAAGUUAGAAGAAAAUAAAUGGUAUAUCGAAAUUGGUUUUGAAGAGAUUAAAGAGAUGUUUGAUCCAGUUAUAGAAAAAAUUAUUCACUUGAUUAGAGGACAAUUGAAUCAAAUUGAAAAAAAUUGUUCGGCUAUGUUCCUAGUUGGAGGAUUCAGCCAAUCUCCAUAUUUACAAAGUAGGAUUAAAAAUGAGUUUCUUGGAGUAAUUCCAAGCAUUUCGAUUCCAACACUUCCUAUUGCAUCAGUCUUAAAAGGAGCUGUCUUAUACGGACUUGAUGAAAGUACAGUGGCAACUCGUAAAUUAUCGCGAACAUAUGGCACUGAUGUAGUACGAAAAUGGCAACCAACAGAUCCGUAUUCGCCAAAUGGAUAUGUUGUAGCCUUCGAAACACUUGCAAAACGUGAUAAAAAAGUAGCUAUAAAUGACAAGAUAAUUAGAAAAUUUCAACCUUUUUCAUUAUUACAACGAGAGAUAAGUUUUAAAAUAUACAUUACAAAAGAAACGAACGUAAAAUAUUGCAAUGAUGUUGGUGUGACCUUACUUAGUGAAUUGGUGAUGAAAUUGCCCGAAAAUGAAAAUGCUGAAGACGUAACCAUAGUAUUUACUUUAACUUUUGGCGGCGUGGUAAUUUUAGCUACAGCCGUAAAUCAAAAAACUCAUGAUAAAUAUCAAAUUUCAUUUAAUUAUGAAUAA